UUCAAAUGAAACGAAUCAAUUGUUGUUUGUUUCUUGACAAUGAAUUGGUGUUCUUUAGUACAGUUUAUGCAGUGUCCGAUAGUGAAUAAGCUAUAUGUCAUCGUAGAAUAUAUAAUCAAAGCUGUUACACUUCACAAACUAGAUACGUCAUCAAUAUAUAUGCGAUAUAGAUGAAUUUGUAAUUUUAAAAGAACAUCGUUAGAUCAUCUAUCAAUAUAUCAUGAUUACAACUACCCUUAACCUCUCUUGAAACGGCCUGAAAAACCAAUAUCAGCUCUUACAUUUUCACUGUUUUAUUGUGCUUUGAUUUAUUGUCUUUUUACCUGCUGUUUAAAGAAACGCGAUCAUUGCACCAAUCGUAAAUUGUAUUGGUCUCAAAUUACUCACUGUUCUAUCUUAAAUCAAGCUUCGUGAGGGAAACGGUUAUUGAUGAAUGAAGCUGGUAUUGAGGGUGCUGUAUACACAUUCUGUCAUGUGACAGAAAUUAGUGAAACAUUCUGUCGGAGUGUUUAGUUAGUACACGAAUAACAGUUAUAAUUGAUAUCAAAAAUACAAGUACAAGUAUGACAAUCAAAAUAUUAUCAAGGCAAAGUUAUUCGUUGGCAUAUUUCAUUUUUCUUGGAUUUACUUUAUCUACAAAGUAUAGUCUUAUGGAAUAAAUUAUUAUUGUAUAUUAGUAAAUGUAUAUUUCACUAUACUAAAAUCAAUUCAUACAAUGUAUAAAAAAGCUAAAAUUGAACAUAAAAAUGUGUUGGAACUUCUUAACAAAUUGAGAGAUCAAUGUUUAUUAAAAGGUGUUGGUGGAUUAAAAUCACUAGCUGUUGCUUUCAGAAGAAUGGAUACAGAUUUUUCAAACUGUCUGUCCUACCAGGAGCUUGAACAAGGAAUGAAUUUAUAUGGAGUUGAAUUUGAUAAAAGCGAUCUCCGAUUGUUAUUUGAUUCAUUUGACAGGGAUAGAAAUAAAAAGAUAGACUUUCUAGAGCUUAUUGCUAAACUCAGACCUCCUAUGUCAAAACUUAGAAUCGAUGUCAUAAACCAAGCAUUCGAUUUGUUAGAUGCAAACAAAGAUGGUGUUUUAAAAUUGGAGGAUUUGAAGAUCGUCUAUUCUACAAACGCAAAAAGACAUCCAAAGUUUGUAUCCGGUGAAUGGACCGAAGAACAGGUGCUCCGGAACUUCUUGGACAGUAUUGAUACACCUGGAAAUCCAGAUGGUAAAGUAACACGCGAGGAAUUCAUGAACUAUUAUGCUGGGGUCAGUUCAACAGUGGAUGAUGACAGCUAUUUCGAUCUUAUGAUGCGGGCAUGUUAUGGCAUGCCAAAUAAAGGCUCAUGCAAAUAACGAAGAAACAUAAAUGUUUAGUUAUUGUUUUUUGUCCAAAAUAUAUGUUAUAAAAUGAUUUAUUACAUGUUGUAUGUGUAGACAUUGCUAACAAUUGGUGUUUAUACAGAAACACAUGGUGAAGGAAAACAGAACAUUUGCAAAAUGAAAGGUGAAAACACUCUUUUAGACAUAAUGGAUAUACGUUCAGGUUCCACUAACAUUUUUUUUACUUAUCUAGCGCAUUGAUGUUUAUCAGUCAUAAAUCAAUCAUUGAAUCACAAAUAGUAUAAACCGAUUAUAAAUGUUAAAGGGACGUUGAACCUCAGUCUUUAGAAAGGGAAUAAAAUAUGUAUUUUAUAAAGUAGUAAAAAUGGAUUUAGAACAUUUAAGAUGUUGGUUGAAGAAACAAGCGUUUCAAUAUAAAUAUUAAGUUUUGAUAAAGAAAGAAAAAGGUAAACUUUUGUAAUAUUUAAAAUAUUUUGACUUUCAUUUAAAAAAUACUAAAUCACUUUAAAAAUACUUAUUGCAAAAAUGCAAAAUAUGCAAAGCAUGGUUCAGGUUUAUGGCCGAAGAGUAAGUUAUUAUAAAAAAAUAGUUUGAAACAUAAAAGAAGAAAGAAGCGUUUGAUGAUAAAAAUGAUAUCAUUUUAUGAUUAAUGGGUUUUUAUUGAAUAGUUGCAGCAAUUAAAUAAUAGACUUCGUAAACACUGACGUUUAAAAUAAAUUAAUAUGGGAAUAUUAUGUUUUAUUAUUACCCCUCACUUUUAUCGUAAUGUUAAUUUCCC
Messenger RNA from Ruditapes philippinarum (Manila clam), 2105 nucleotides. Its product is annotated as calcyphosin-like protein. Gene Ontology annotation, molecular function: calcium ion binding. Bases 716 to 1339 code for a protein of 207 amino acids. The transcript is spliced from 2 exons. NCBI's taxonomy places the organism in Eukaryota, Metazoa, Mollusca, Bivalvia, Venerida, Veneridae. The record is from RefSeq and is a predicted model, not a curated record.